UGUGUAAGAGGUUAAAAAGACUACAAAAAUAAUUGAAAAAGAACUACAUAAAAUAAUAUGAAUUCUUACAAAUUGUUAUAAUUGUGUUAACCUUUAGUAAACAAAAGAGACUCUUAUGUUUUACACUCCUGUUGGAGGUUGGUUGAUGUGUUGUAACAGUAAAAAGGUCAUUAUUUUGCUGUGAUUUUAUUUUGAACUACAAUUCCCUGCACCAACAAGACAACUGCAUCGGAUCAACAUUUCCAAAAAACACAUCUUGAACUCAGGAGCGCAUAUCACUGUUAGCCUGAAGCCAGUGUGGUGGAAAAUAAUGAACUGUUAUCAGGAGUUGUUAAAAAAAAAAUCAGGUUUGUGAAGCAUUGAUUUGGAUUAAUGUAUUUGGUUAAUGUGUGGAAACUUUUAUAAAUUGGUUUAAAGGAAAAACCUUUGGACAUCAUCUGUCGUGAUGAAGAACAAAUCAAGCAUCGGCAAUGUGAUUCGAACCAAUGUGUGUCGUUUUUUCGGCACACGCCUCAAAGCUUCAGAUUAAAGGAAAUUAAAAUAUUUUCCUGAAAUUCAUCACCAACAACCAGGAUAUUUAACUAAGAGCAAAGUUAAACUACUGAAAGAGGUAAAGCAGAAGCCUUCCUGAAGAAUCUCCAGAACACGCAGAAAUUGUUUGCUACAUUUAAAAGACAAAUGAAGCCAAGUCCCGACAUGGAGAAACAUCAGCACUCUGCCAAGAGUUUUACUAAACAGAGUGAUCUCAAAAAACAUCAGCGCAUUCACACAGGAGUGAAACCGUAUCACUGCUCAGACUGUGGGAGGAGUUUUAAUCGACAGAGUCAUCUCAAAAGUCAUCAGCGCAUUCACACAGGAGAGAAACCGUUUCACUGCUCAGACUGUGGGAGGAGUUUUAAUCAUCACAGUCAUCUCAAAAAACACCAGCGCAUUCACACAGGAGAGAAACCGUAUCAUUGUUCAGACUGUGGGAAGAGUUUUAUUACACAGAGUAAACUUAAAAUACACCAGCGCAUUCACACAGGAGAGAAACCGUAUUACUGCUCAGACUGUGGGAAGAGUUUUAAUCAUCACAGUCAUCUCAAAAAACACCAGCGCAUUCACACAGGAGAGAAACCAUAUCACUGCUCAGACUGUGGGAAGAGUUUUAAUCAUCACAGUCAUCUCAAAAAACACCAGCGCAUUCACACAGGAGAGAAACCUUAUUACUGCUCAGACUGUGGGAAGAGCUUUAAUCAACUGGAGACUGUCAAACGGCAUCAGCGCAUUCACACAGGAGAGAAACCGCAUCACUGCUCGGACUGUGGGAAGAGUUUUACUGAACAGAGUAAUCUCAAAAAACACCAGCGCAUUCACACAGGAGAGAAACCGUAUCACUGCUCAGACUGUGGGAAGAGUUUUAAUCAACAGAGUGCUCUCAAAAUACACCAGCGCAUUCACACAGGAGAGAAACCGUAUUACUGCUCAGACUGUGGGAAGAGUUUUACUACACAGAGUGCUCUCAAAAUACACCAGCGCAUUCACACAGGAGAGAAACCGUAUCACUGCUCAGACUGUGGGAGGAGUUUUAAUCAACAGAGUAAUCUCAAAAGUCACCAGCGCAUUCACACUGGAGUAAAACCAUAUCACUGCUCAGACUGUGAGAAGAUUUUUACUACACAGAGUGAUCUCAAAAAACACCAGCGCAUUCACACAGGAGAGAAAAAUGUCCCAAAUUUGUCUCAUGGCAAUUAAAAGCGCAAAUCAUAAAUUCCACCAGAAACAAAUAUGAACUGUAUUUAACAAUGGAUUUUACAGGUUCAGCAAAACUAUUCUUAUCCAGGGAUGAUGUGUAUAGAAUUCCAUGUUAUGUUUGUAUGUCUUGUAAGUUUGAAUAUUCCAGGACAUUCUUUGUGAGACAGAGCUCAGUUUUUAGGUUAGUUACUGUUGCGCAGUAAGGUUACAGGCUCAUUCACUCCCUCUGCUGGUGUUCUUGUUUGUCUAUGGUUCAGUCCAAUUAAAAAUCUGUUACUAUAGAGGGAUAUAGAGGGAUAUUUGGUUGUGUUGUAUUACUCAAGUUUUAUACUCUCUUAUCUUUUCCUUAUUGAAUAUUAAAUGUUGCUUAUGUUUUUUUUAAUCUCCAAAGUUACUAAGAAUAUCCAAAUAAUGUCGUUUCUUAAUUGUUUUUAUCCAGUACAAACUAUUAUCUUUGUAUUACUUCACCUCUAUAUUUACCCAUGUGUGUUUUAAUAAACGGCUUUUAUAUUGCA
Molecule: messenger RNA, 2249 nt
Organism: Astyanax mexicanus (Mexican tetra)
Lineage: Eukaryota; Metazoa; Chordata; Actinopteri; Characiformes; Acestrorhamphidae
Product: zinc finger protein 271-like
Exons: 2
Coding region: 679-1734 (351 amino acids)
Biological process (GO): regulation of transcription by RNA polymerase II
Molecular function (GO): RNA polymerase II cis-regulatory region sequence-specific DNA binding; DNA-binding transcription factor activity
Source: RefSeq, a predicted model, not a curated record